Molecule: messenger RNA, 3717 nt
Organism: Hippopotamus amphibius kiboko
Lineage: Eukaryota; Metazoa; Chordata; Mammalia; Artiodactyla; Hippopotamidae
Gene: DORIP1
Product: chromosome 2 C14orf28 homolog
Exons: 5
Coding region: 815-1747 (310 amino acids)
Source: RefSeq, a predicted model, not a curated record
GUGUGUGUGUGUGUAAUUUACUUUGGAACAAAUCACUACGGUACUGCAGAAUUUAGACUAAGUGUCUGACUUAGUCUCUUACCUCCUUUUUUUUUUUCACUCUCUUACCUCUUCCUCCCCCCCCCACCCGAAAAAGGCUAGAGAAGUUAGUUGAUGUGUGUAUAUGUUUUUUAUAUAUAUAUAGUUUUAAAAUAUAUAUGUAAUUGUAGUUUAAUUCUUUUAGAGUGUAACUUGCUUUACAGAACUAUAGUUACUCAUUUGGUCAUGUCUAAAAGAUAAUUUGGCAAAAAAUACUGCAGAAAUUUACAUUUCCUUUCCGAUGCAAUACUUAGGAAACUGAACUCAGACUCUUAAUCGUAUGACCUUGAUAAAAGUUCUUUAAAAAUGCAACGGAAAUCAAUCAAACCAAGAAGAAAGGUAUUUUCGUUUUUAAAGUACUUAUAUGCCUUGUGAUUUUUAAAAAAUAUGCUCUGAAACAUUUCUUCUUCAUUGAGAAGAAACUGAGUUUGUGUUUUCUAGGCUCUAAAUUUGCCACUCCCUCUUAUUUAUAAGUGGUUGACGAAGGCCAACAUGUUAGCAGCUAUAUAUAAACAUCUACACUUCAGACUAAAUAUAGUGUUGAAUAUUUUAGAGUCCACAGUAUCUUGCCUAAGUCUAAAAUACUCUGUGUGUGGUAAAACUGAAUUUUUAGUCUGCUGGUGUUAAAAGAUUGGUUUGAACUUAAUUUUUCACAUAAACCACAUAGGUCUGCAACAUUGAGUGUUGGAUUCAUAUUGUGCCUGGGAGGAUGUGGCACUUGAAAAGAUAAUCAAAGAUGAAGACACUGUUUGAAGAGAUCAAAGCAUCAAUUAAAAAUAACUAUAACCAAGAUCGCUCAUUUUGGAGGCCUGUUCUUCCUUGGGGAGGUGUUUUUACUAUCAAAGCUGGCCGCAAAGCAGUAUCCUGUACACCACUCUAUGUUGAAAUAAGACUGAAAAAUACCUGCACCAUAGAUGGAUUCUUGAUGUUAUUGUAUGUCAUUCUCAAUGAAAAUGAAAAUUUUCCCAGGGAACUCUCCCUUCAUUUAGGUAGAGAGUUUGUAGACUGUUUUCUUUAUUUAAUGGACACCUACAGUUUUACAACUGUGAAGCUGCUUUGGAUUUGGGACAAGAUGGAAAAACAGCAAUACAAAUCUGAAGUUCAUAAAGCUUCGUUAAUAAUUGAUUUGUUUGGGAAUGAGCAUGAUAAUUUUACAAAAAAUCUUGAAAAUCUCAUGUCGACCAUACAAGAGAGUUACUGUUCCAACUGGCGAUGCCCAACUCGAGUGCAGGAGGAUCAGCAGCGCACAAUUAAUAUAAAUCCUCCCCAAGAAAUUCCACAUGGAAACUUGAUACGACUGGCUGUGGACGAGUUAUUCUGUUCCAGGAUUGAACUGUGUGAGGAGCGUGGAUGUGGUGGCCUAAGAGAAUUUUCCCAACGAAUUUUCUGCCACGGGGCACCCCCUUUUGUUGUCUUAAAUAUGCAGCAUUGGAAAUCUGAAGAUCUGGCAUAUGUACCCUAUUACUUGGAUUUAUCUGAUCACAAGUAUUUGUUGGAAGGUGCCACGUUGUUUAACAAAGAGGAACAUCAUUAUUCUGCAGCUUUUCAAAUUGAUGGACAUUGGAUGCACUAUGAUGGCCUCAGAAAUGUGAAUUUAAUUUUGUUAAAUAAACCCCCAGAGUUUCUCCUCUUGUCAUCAUUGGUUUAUAUUCGAGCAACAGAGAAAUAAAUAUAGACUGAUGCUAAAUUAAAUUGUUUUCCCUCCUGCCCAUGCUCCCCCAGAUGAAGGGCUUUUAUUUUGUAUAUACUUGGUAUCCAAGGAAAUAGUUCAGCUAUAUUAGUUUCAGAGGUGUAUUUUCUAGAGUUUAGCCCCAGGUAAAUGUUUUAUAUAGGGAAUCUAUGCAAAAAUGUUUGUAUUUCUUUUUUCUAUAUCCCAGGUUAUUUUUAUACAAGCAUAUUUUAUGUUGAAAUAAAAUAUAUCUUGUAGCCUUUGUAUUUUUUAUUUAUAUGUACCUCAAAGGUUUUUUUACAAUUCUGUUUUUGAAUCCAAGAAAAUACUUCAUCAUUUGAAAUCUCAAUUUUUCUUUUUGAAUAUCCAAAUAAAAACCUGGGUACAAGUCAAUUUUCAGUUUAUAUAAAUUUAACAGUUCAAAAUGUAUCUACCUGUUUAUUUGCCCUACCUCACUCUAAUCCAAAGUGCACUACUGGAUCUAGUAUGGAUUUGAAUGUACAACUAUAGAUGGCUUAGUCUGUUUUACCUGUUGAUUUGCCUAAUAUCCCUGCAGCAGUUUUUAAAAAUACUUUGGUGAGAAUGUUUUUCUGGACUUGAAUUAUUUCUUUAUAAUGGCAAAUUACUUUAACCACUUGCUAAAGUAUUAAAAACCUACCAGUGGAUUUUAAGUGUUAACUAAACUUCCAAGUUUAAUUAAAGUUAUUGUUAUAAAUUAUAUAACUAAUCUAAAUGUUUAAAUGUAAUAGAAGUUCUCUAGUAAAAAUUUAUUUUGCAGAUAAGACAAUUAUAAAAAAAGGUUAGGCAAAUCGUAUGUUUACUAAUGUUGGAUGAACAGUGGAAAUGUACUUUAAAUGUAUAUUUAAGAGAAAAUGGGUGCCUGGGAAUACAGUUGACCCUUGAAUAACUUCGGGGGGCUGGUGCCCUGACCCCCCACGUAGUCAAAAAGCCCCAUGUAACUUUACAGUCAUCCCUCCAUAUCUGUGGUUCCACAUCCUCAGAUUCAAACAAGCUUGGAUCAUGUAGUACUGUAGGACGUAUUUAUUGAAAAAAAUGCAUGUAUAAGUGGACCCACACAGUUCAAACCCAUGUUGUUCAAAGGGCAACUGUGUUUCUCUUCCUGGUAAAUCAUAUUGGCACAGAGGAAAAGAAAUACUUAAAUUUGGGGGAUAACGUGUGUGCUCCCUUAGAAGUAGUAAACUGAUAGCAUGAGGCUUUCUUUGUUUUGCAAUAUAAAUUAUCAGAAGUUUAUAGUUACCAGAAUAUUGUUUCUUUUUAAAGGCUCUAAGAUCUCUUUUCCUUUUGCACUUUAAAGGAAAAAAAUAGGUAAUUCUCAAGGGAAAAUACUUUUUGAAAUCUGUAAUCAUUUACUUUGGUGUUUUCAGUAAAUAGUCCACCCUAGGUUUUGGGUUGAGAUUGAGCGCAAUAUAUUUGGAGAUUUUUACACAGCAACACAGUUCACUGCCAUAUACCAAAUUGCCAAGGUUUAAUUCAAUAAAUUGUCUUACCUUGCCCUGGUGCCAUGUUGAGGUAGCUUUCUGAAGAGUGGAUAAAUGUGAGUGCAGCACUGAUGAGGAUGCAUUUUUGUCUUGUGUAAAAAAAGAAUAUUCAUAGUAUUUGCUCAAAAUAGUGAUCUAUUUUAUUAAAAAAAAUUCACCCCAGAGUUUAUUUAACUAGUUCCCACAUGUGUUUAAAUAGGAUUUGAAUUGUAGUAAACUUUUCUGGGGACACCUUACUGCAUGACUUAAAGUAUACAAAAACACAAAUAUUAGCAUAUACAUAAAUGGUGUCAUUAACAACAUUUUUCCUGAUGCAGAUUUAUUCUUUUAUGAAUUGCACUUUAUUUGGAAUGAUACCAGUUUAUCACAAAGCAAUGACUUUAACCUACCUCACAGGGUUGUUGUGAGGAUUAAAAUGUUUGUUAAUAUCUUGACUACCUUGAACAUGCUAAUAAAAAAAUAUUUUUUCUA